AUGACUAUUCUCCCUACAAUUCGGAAAUCUCAAGGAAACACAGAAGAAAGCACUGAUACAAAUCAGAAUGCCCCUACUGAGAGAUCAACUAGAAGAAAUGACAUUAGUUCCAUCCAGAAACAGUCACUUUGUGAAAAUAGUACUAAUGCCAGACGGUCACCGUUUCCUUACAAAAGUGAUAGAAAGGAAAGAUUUCGUAAAAGAUACAAAGAAUCUGAUAGACCCAGAGAUAGAGAAAGUGUUAGAGAACAAAAGCGGGAGGUAAGAAGGGAACAAAAGAGAGAUAGAACAGUACUCAACAAACGUGAGAUUAUUUCUGAACCCUUGCAUGAAAACAACACUAUAACAUCACCUGCAGAUAAAGCUUCAACUGAAACAUCAGGUAAUAAUAAUGAAAAAGAGAUUAAAGAAGACUGUACUGGAUUCAAUAGUGAAGAUGAGUAUGAUGAGAGCUAUUUCAAGGAUAGACACCUCACUGCUGAGGAGUGGCAAAAGAGAGAUGCUCUUUUUUCUCGCUGUAUGUCAAAUUUAGGGUUUGAAAUUAAAAAUAUGAAUGAAGAUGGAGCUUGUCUAUUUCGUUCUAUUGCUGAUCAAGUCUAUGGAGAUCAAGAGUUCCAUUUUCAAGUGCGUCAAGAUUGCAUGAACUACAUUGUUCAAAACCAAGAUUAUUUUGAACCAUAUGUAACUGAGGAUUUUGAGAAGUAUGUUGCCAGAAAACGUACUUGGCAUGUUCAUGGAAACCAUUUGGAAAUCCAAGCAAUGAGUGAGCUCUAUAAUAGAACUAUUGAGGUGUAUUGCUAUCAGAUAGAACCAAUCAAUAUCUUCAAUGGCCCCAGAAUCACUUCCUAUGAACCUAUUAGGCUCUCCUACCACAGAAUGUGCCACUACAACUCCAUCAGUAAUCCAAAUAGCCCAUCUGUUGGUGUAGGCUUAGGUUUGCCAAACUAUAAACCUGUUGAUAUAGACAGGAGACGGUUACAUGAUGCUGUCCGGGCCAGUGAAGAAUUACUCAUUGAACAAACAAUGCUGGAAGACAAAAUCAAGGCUACCGACUGGGAAGCGACGAACGAAGCUAUCGAAGAGCAAGUAGCACGCGAGUCGUACAUCCAAUAUUUCCGGGACACAGAGAAACGCUUGAAGGCAGAAGGGCAUUCCUUGGCGAGCGGAAGCAGCUCGACUGUCACCUCGUCUAUGAUAUCCAGCCCUAGGACUUCCAGGCGUGGCUCGAUGUCACCUAAAGGGGGCCAGUCGCCGAAAGGGUCUAUGUCCCCGAAAAAUAACUUCUCUCCGCUCGCGAGUCCAAGGACAUCAUUUGGUUCGAACUCAUUGAUUCCUGAUUGCUUCAAUGUGGAAAAUGUGCCUCCGCCAUAUGUUCCUACGAAAGAAGAGGAAGCCCUCGCCAAGCGCCUCUAUAAUUCACCUAGAAGAAUUGUGGAAGCUGAAACUAUGAAUUUCAAUGAGAAAAAUUUCUCGCCCGACUUCAAUCAACAGGCUGGCCCUUCCAACAUUGUUGACAAUAUUGGUUUUGACGAUUUUGAUCAGGAAAUCAUGGCUCAAGUUUUAGCAGAAUCACAACAAACCUACUUGGACGGACUGAAGCACAAAUGCAAAAAACGAAAUGGAUCUCCAGGACCUUCUACAUCUUCGUAG
Messenger RNA from Phaedon cochleariae (mustard beetle), 1650 nucleotides. Lineage: Eukaryota; Metazoa; Arthropoda; Insecta; Coleoptera; Chrysomelidae. The record is from the annotation of a GenBank genome assembly.